AUGGCUACUUUGAAACGCAAGUCUCCUGAGUUUGCUGAUGCGCCCGAUGUCACCCCUACCGGCCCGCCGAUCAAGCGUAUGCGUCUGACCCAGACUCAGAAGCAAGCAUUGAUCGACAACCUCCAGCUUGAAAUCACUGAAAGAGCUCGCAAGCUUCGCUCGCAGUAUGCUUUGCAGGCAAGUGACCUCCGAUCACGCAUUGAACGACGCGUCAACCGUAUCCCCAUGUCUCUACGCAAGGCCACUAUGGGCGAGCUCCUCGAAAAGUACUCGAAACCCGCAACCACAUCACCCAUGCGGAAGGCUUCACCUGCUAAGGCGUUCAGAGCGCCACCCAGCAUUUCCAUCGACCAGGCCCUUGCACGCGAUGGUCGAUCUCGACGCACAAGCCAUGAUGACCACUACUCUGACAAAGAAAAUGCGCCGGCAACGGGUGAACCCGAGGGCUUGAAGAACCCCAAGCGGCGCGGCAAAGCCCCGGCGGCUGGCGGUGCCUCGCGCGUCGCAUCUCAAGAAGUGCGAGCAAACGACAACCGCAUUCUGUCCCCCAAGUCUCUGAACUCGCGAACUUACCCACAAUCUCCCUUCCGUGCUUCUCCCGAAAAGGGUCAGCCGUCAUACUUGUCACGCCCUACCUCUCCACUGAAGCCCUCGAGUCCCUUGCGCGCAGCCGGCGGAAGUUCCCGCCCACGCGGCGCCACCACCUCCACGGCCAGGGACAACUAUCCAUCCUCUCAAGUCAAGAAGACGUCUGCACGCGCUGCGACUGGCCCCCGGGCUGUCAAGUCUCCUCUUCCACGUCCUGCCACUCGACAGGGAUACGAGCGCAAGAACAGCAUGUCAUCAACCGCUUCCUCGGGAACCACCGUUCAGAAACCUACUCGUACUGGCACAAACGCGAGGAAAGCAACGACGGGAACUGCUUCCUCCACGGCCAAGAAGACUGCCGCUGCCCGGCCGCAGGCUGCCUCUAUGGCUGUCAAGAAGACCGCCGCCGCAGCUACUGUGCGCAAGACCACCGCACCCGCAUCCACGACAGAGGCCACGACCCGCACGAGAGCUCUGCGGAAGCGAGUGUAG
Messenger RNA from Penicillium cinerascens, 1080 nucleotides. RefSeq lists its product as uncharacterized. Gene Ontology annotation, biological process: mitotic sister chromatid segregation. NCBI's taxonomy places the organism in Eukaryota, Fungi, Ascomycota, Eurotiomycetes, Eurotiales, Aspergillaceae. The transcript has 3 exons. The record is from RefSeq and is a predicted model, not a curated record. Bases 1 to 1080 code for a protein of 359 amino acids. Gene Ontology annotation, cellular component: spindle midzone; chromosome passenger complex; chromosome, centromeric region.